Messenger RNA from Patella vulgata (common limpet), 1029 nucleotides. Its product is annotated as transient receptor potential cation channel subfamily V member 6. The coding region runs from base 130 to 1029 and encodes 299 amino acids. The transcript has 5 exons. The record is from RefSeq and is a predicted model, not a curated record. Gene Ontology annotation, biological process: calcium ion import across plasma membrane. NCBI's taxonomy places the organism in Eukaryota, Metazoa, Mollusca, Gastropoda, Patellidae. Gene Ontology annotation, molecular function: calcium channel activity; protein binding. Gene Ontology annotation, cellular component: membrane.
ACCUGUUGACAUUACAGGUGAAUAGUGUGACGGCAGGAAUGGUCGUGGUGUAAAUAUGUAACGGCUAUAUUUAUGUUCACGGAAAGGAUAUUAAAUUAAGAAGAGACACUGUAAUUGGUUUAAAAAAAAAUGGGGAACGCAAAUGCCGUUUCAAAAGAAGUGAAAGUCCAAGGAUUGGACAGAAAGUUGUAUGAAUUAGUCGACAUGAAAGGGGGUGGGGAGCUGAUUACGUUAAUGAAGGAGGCAAAAUCCACGAACGAUUACACAAAAAUAGAUAACAGAAUACAACAAAUUGCCAAAGAUCCAAAUCAUACAUUCCUUUACACUAAUGGAAAACGCAUGCGAAUUUCAGAUUUGAUCAGAUAUCGGAAUAAAGGUAAAAGUAGUUUCAAGUCUCUAAACGUUAGAACGAAAAAUACAGGGAAUUCCUCGGCUAAAGAUAGAGAUGUCAUUGAUAAAGAGUCUUAUCGGGAAGUUUGUUGGAGUAUGGAAGAAAGAGGAUCUGUUGGGGAAACCAUUUUACAUCUUUGUUUUUUAAAUUCAUCUAGAACACAUGCUGAUAUUGCCAAACGUCUCAUUAAGUUUUAUCCUAAAUUAAUUAAUGAUAUAUAUGCUGGGGAUGAGUAUUAUGGAGAAAAUGUAUUACACAUGGCUAUUGUUAAUGAAGAUCCUGCCAUGGUGAAGUUUUUAUUAGAUAAUGGUGCUGAUUGUCGAGCUAGAACUUGUGGGAACUUUUUCUGUCCAGAUGAUCAAAAGACCUCAAGGACAGAUAACCCCUUUCAUGAGUGGAUAGACGUCUGCCAGAAAACAAACUACGAAGGCCAUGUAUAUUUUGGAGAAUAUCCACUGGGGUUUGCAGCGUGUUUGGGACAAGAGGAGUGUGUGAGGCUAUUAGUUGCUAAGGAUAAAUUAAAUAAUGUUCAUUUAACUCAUUUAACGAAUCUACAAGAUGCUAAUGGUAACACAGUAUUGCACAUGCUCAUUAUUCACGAUAAAAAGGGGGUUACAGGUGUAAACAGACAGGUUUGA